AUGUCAGAUCACGGCACAAAACAGUUCCUAUUCUACAUCGAUUCUCAGUCCCCUGAUAUUACAUUCAACGACGGCCUCAAACCUAACCGCGGCCGUCAUCUCCUAGACGACUUUGAGACAGGUAUAGGCGAGGUGGCUGACAUUGCCGAGAAAGUGUCACAAGACGAGUUUGCAAAGCUCGUCAAAAAAUUCAAGCUAACUCGAGUCGUUGAGAGGUGGUUAAUGUCCAUUCCAGACGCGCGAAAACGAUUGCUCAACUACAAGCCUCUCGGCCCCAAGUCGCCAAAGCUACGUGCUGGAUCUGGUGGUACAGCAGGAUCUCUAGCCAUCGGAGCCAUCGGAGCCAUUGGAGCUGCCGCGUGGGUUGGCGGAGUAGUUGCAGCCUUUGUCCGUGACGCGAGUGCCUUGGACCGGGCAGCCGCCGUAACAUCUAUCAUCCCUCUUGCAGGCUGUAUCACCGGGUUGGCAGCCGAAGAAAACAGAGGCGAGAUUUCCGCCUCUUCUGGAGUUGACUCGACCAUGUGCUUCCUCGGAGAUGCCUUGAUUCUGGGUGGCCUCGCCCCUAUUGGUGUUGUGGUUCACUUGGCUAGACUUCUAGUGCAGACCUUUACGCCUCCUCCGAAACCGCCAACCAAGGAGGAGAUGCAAAGCCUUCGUGAUACGCAGUGGCAAGGUUUCACGAAGAAUAGCUUGUAUACCUACAUCUACUCGCACGCCUACCUGUACCCAAGUGGGAGCUUCGCUAAUAAGCUAGAAAAUGCCCUUGCUAUUGAGGCCAUGAUGGUUAUAUCGGAGGGUGCUCAAUCAAUAGGGGCCCUCAAUGCGAGUAGUCGGGUGCCGGACUCGAAUUCGGAUCAAGAACUACUCCAAGGCAACUCCCAAGAGGCUGCUGAAAAGAUUCGAGAGGCGAUAUCGGUUGAAAUCACGGGCAGGCAGCAGAGGUUUUUACUUGGUCUCCCGGCCGUCCUUCGGAGCAACUCGACCGCCUUGCUGAAGACGACUGCUGAGCAGUUUAAUGACAAUUUUGUCAAAAAGGUUACUUCUAGAGAGACAGUUGACAGGUAUAGAAGUUUCCAAGAAAAUCCUUCACCAGGUGGAAGAUUACCAGGAAGAUCGAGGCAACAGUUUCUCGUCAAGCUGAUGGAUGGCAUUGGAAAACAUCUGCGGGAGACACCCCUACCAAUGCCAGACCUUAUUGAGGUUGCCUUUAUCCUAGGGCAGUCCAAGGGGUUAACAAACAUUGACCCCUUGGUAUUGUCUCCGCGAGAAUACAUGAAGCAGCUAGCGAAUACAGCAUCGGAGGAGGAUAUUAACCGAGUCACUAUUCAACAUGCCUUUGGCGUCUUGCACCUGAUUCAAGGUAAAAUUAAGCAACAUGAGCUUCCUACUAUAUUUCCCGUUCAAGACAGUCAAAGUCGCCAAGGGCUUCAAGUUCUUCUCGCUAUGCAGAUAGGAAAAGCCUAUGAAGAAGCAAAGAUCAAGAGGGCUGAUAAAUUCAAGGGAGAGUAUCUUCCCGACUCGGAUCGCAAGGUUCUUAUACAUCCGUUGACGAUUCCUCUCGAAGAACAUCCUGAUGCGCCUCUUCUUAUUGGACUUGUUCUUGGGAUUUCCAAGGACCUUGUUGAGGCUAGCCUUGCGGAAUCUAGCAGUUAG
Metarhizium brunneum ARSEF 3297 is the source of this 1653-nucleotide messenger RNA. Lineage: Eukaryota; Fungi; Ascomycota; Sordariomycetes; Hypocreales; Clavicipitaceae. The record is from RefSeq and is a predicted model, not a curated record.